CUGGAUAGAAUCAUACACGAGCUUCUUGAAACCAAUGAUCUCGCUCCCAAGACGAAGAUCGGCCUUCACCUAACAGAAAUCCAAUUUCUAUGCGCCAAAGCAAAAGAGAUUCUCAUCGCCCAGCCAACACUCCUGGAACUGGCCGCCCCGCUGACAGUCGUUGGCCCUGUUCAUGGGCAGUUCGAUGACUUACUCAAGGUAUUCAAAUGCGCUGGACACCCUAAGGCGACAAGUUAUCUCUUUUUGGGAAACUACGUCGAUUUCGGUAAAAGUUCGCUGGAGAGUAUCUGUCUUCUUCUUGCAUAUAAGAUCAAGUUCUCGCGAACAUUCUUUUUGCUGAGAGGAAACCAUGAGAGUGAGGAUGGAAGCCGCAAAAAGCUGGGCUUCUACCAAGAAUGCAAAGAGCGUUAUAACAUACGGCUCUGGAAGCGUUUUGUUGACAUUUUCAACUACCUGCCAUUGGCGGCGACUGUGAAUAGCAAAGUAUUUUGCGUUCAUGGAGGCCUGGGUCCAAGUUUCACAAGUUUACAGGACAUCAAGCAGAUUACGCGACCAAUCAUUGAAAGAUAUAAUGACAAAGAUGAAGAAAUUCGACGUGCCCUAGUGGAUGGCGAUUUCAAUAAUGAUGUCGUAGGAUGGAACGACAGGGGCCAGGAUGGGAUCAAAUUCGGGCCGGACCGUGUCUCGAACUUCCUCACGAGAAAUAACAUGCAGCUCAUCGUUAGCGGUCGCAAAGCCCCCAAAGAAGGGUACCAGUUCUGUUGUGAGAAUAAGUUCUUGAGGCUCUGGACCGCUCCAAACUGGAAUGGUUUAGGCAACGCGGGAGCGAUCUGGACGAUCCCUGAGAAC
Molecule: messenger RNA, 849 nt
Organism: Fusarium vanettenii 77-13-4
Lineage: Eukaryota; Fungi; Ascomycota; Sordariomycetes; Hypocreales; Nectriaceae
Exons: 3
Cellular component (GO): cytoplasm; nucleus
Molecular function (GO): protein serine/threonine phosphatase activity
Source: RefSeq, a predicted model, not a curated record